ACAUGAUUGUAUAUAUUUUUUCUUGUCCAGCAACUAAGUCAUCACAAUUUGAUUUAGCAAAAAAGUUACCAACACCACCAAUCCGGUUUACCGUUUCUAACAAAAAGAAGCCAUCUGAGUGUUUUAGUAUAAAAAGAUCUUUGGCAGAAUCUGUUUCACCUGUAAUAUGUAAACAAAUUAUGUAUGUGGAAGAUUCACCAAUGUUGUCACCAUCAGAACCAAAUACACCACGAUCACCACUUGCUGCUAACCCUUGUUCUAGUUCCAGUUCUUCCACCUCAAAGAAACCCAGCAAGAGCAAUGAAGCAGCUUGUAAUAAGGAUAAAUAUCCUUUACCUGAAGUAGAGUUGCAACGAAAGGUUUUACUUGGGAUUUCCGAAAUUCUAAAUCUCCUGAGAAACAACAGAACAACAGGUACCAGCCAUGACAAUAAAAAAUGCUUGUCAGAGGAGGAAUUUGAAACUCUGGAAAGAAAAGUCAAAGAAGACAAGACUGAAUUCAAAAAUCUUGUCGACAAAGUAUCCAAUAUAGGUGGUAGUAGUGAGAGGGAAUGUACAAAAAACAUACUAUUAAUAAGCAAGUUGUUUCUCUUAUGGACAGUACUUCAUUAAAUGAUAUAACUACAAAACUGAUAGUCGAAGUUACAGAAAAAUAUAAGCUUACAGAGGUUUGUAACUUUAUUUAGAAUUGGUUUUACAAUCAAGGAGGUUUGCACAAUCAAGGAGGCGGUAUUGGUACAAUUGGCUUGUGCUCCAUAAAGUUCGAUCUGAAGCUAAAUUCUUUCUCAGGAUGUCAUUACUUUAAUUAGCUCGAUUGUUUCUUUAGUCGGUGAACUCUAAUGAGGACAUUGAACCUAUCACUUCAUCGCAUUCGCAAACUUAAAACAUUAAAUACUCUAGGACUCUCCAUCCAAGCCAUGGCCCCUCCUGGAAAUAUCCCUUUUGUUGUAAAUUUUCACAGCUUUCUGAUCAGUGGAACGCGUGACUGUGUGUAAAUGACUUACUAUGUGUAGCUUUUAUUUAGAAGCAAGUUGUUUCUCUUAUGGACAGUACUUCAUUAAAUGAUAUAACUACAAAACUGAUAGUCGAAGUUACAGAAAAAUAUAAGCU
Messenger RNA from Hydractinia symbiolongicarpus, 1109 nucleotides. RefSeq lists its product as uncharacterized. The record is from RefSeq and is a predicted model, not a curated record. NCBI's taxonomy places the organism in Eukaryota, Metazoa, Cnidaria, Hydrozoa, Anthoathecata, Hydractiniidae. The coding region runs from base 3 to 611 and encodes 202 amino acids. The transcript has 5 exons.